AUGGAGAACAUGCAGAACACCUCUUUCAUACGGGAGUUAGCUUCCAGCGAUAAACGGGUCCGCGACAAGGCACUGGAAUCCCUAACCCUCUUCAUCCGCAGCCGGAGAGAUCUACAACUUGUUGAGCUAUUGAAGAUAUGGAAGGGGCUUUUUUUUUGUUUCUACCACUCCGACCGCCCUCUAACCCAGCAAUCCCUCGCCCGUUCCCUCUCCUUCACCUUGGUCCACUCUCUCCCCGAGCAAACUCUCCAACCCUUCCUCCGCGCAUUCUGGAUAACAAUGUCGCGCGACUUUCACUCUCUGGACCGACUGCGGCUAGAUAAAUAUCUCUAUUUAAUACGGUGCUAUGUUGGGGUUGCAUUUGAGAUUUUCUUGGCAAAGAGAUUGGUGGGGGUGGCGGGGAGGGAAGGAAAAGAGCAGAAAGAGAAGGGAAAUAGUGAGGGCAAGGUUAAGAGUAACGAGAGGGGGGGGUUAGGGAAGAGGAAAAGGGGCGAAGGAACUGAUGAAGAUAAAGGGGUAAAUGAGUCUGAGUCUGAGGCGGUAUUGGGAUCCUGGAAGGAGUUAGGAAUAUACCUCGACAUGCUAGAAGAAGGCCCGCUGAGCCGAGUUAAUUUCGAUCCGGAUAGUAACGAUGCCACAGAAGAUCCGACUGUGCAAAUGCAUAAAGGACCCGACGGCUUGCGGUAUCAUUUGUUGGAUAUUUGGCUGGAUGAGAUUGAGAAAGUUGCUGUCGUUGAGGUUGAGGCUGAGGAUGCGCUGAUGGGGGGUGGCAAUGAGAAUGAUGGAAAUGGAGGGGAGGGAGAUGCGCAGGAUACGACAUCAACGGCGAAGGCGAAUAAGGAAAAGAAGAAGCAGCUAAAAGAGGGGGUGCCGAUGGAACUUCUUCUUCGUCCGAUUGUUAGAUUGAAGGAAAAGAGUAUUUCGAAAAUGAUUAGGAAGCGGGCUGGGGAUGUUUUGGAUGAUGAGAGGUUGGUGGAGUGGGGAGUUAGAGAGAAGAAGCGGGAGGACGAUGAGGAGGUGGAUGUGGAAUGGGGUGGGAUUGAUGAGUGA
Molecule: messenger RNA, 1050 nt
Organism: Paracoccidioides brasiliensis Pb18
Exons: 3
Coding region: 1-1050 (349 amino acids)
Biological process (GO): rRNA processing
Cellular component (GO): preribosome, large subunit precursor; preribosome, small subunit precursor; nucleus
Source: RefSeq, a predicted model, not a curated record